Messenger RNA from Nicotiana attenuata, 1509 nucleotides. RefSeq lists its product as uncharacterized. The record is from RefSeq and is a predicted model, not a curated record. Gene Ontology annotation, biological process: DNA integration. The transcript is spliced from 2 exons. NCBI's taxonomy places the organism in Eukaryota, Viridiplantae, Streptophyta, Magnoliopsida, Solanales, Solanaceae. The coding region runs from base 1 to 1509 and encodes 502 amino acids. Gene Ontology annotation, molecular function: nucleic acid binding.
AUGAAUCGUGUAUCGCUCGAGUUGCUUAGUGAAAUUGUUUACUCCUCAAAUGCGAGUGCUGUGUGGAAUGAUCUAAAAGAGAGGUUCGAUAAAGCUGAUUUCUCUAGAAUUUUUCAGAUUCAUAAGAAUAUUGCCACAAUUAAUCAAGGUACCAGCUCGAUUUCUUCUUAUUUCUCAAAAUUGAGACAACUGCGGGCAGAGUUUGACAGUCUAGCUCCAAUUCCUGGAUGUGACUGUGAGAAAUCGCGUGAAUUCGUUGUGUUUAUGGAAAGGCUGAAGCUCUUACAGUUUCUUAUGGGGCUAAAUGAAUCUCAUGAGCAAGCUAGAAGCCAAUUGCUCAUGAUGACACCAGCUCCUUCUGUGAACAAGGCCUACUCUAUGAUGAUGGAGAGGGAAAGCCAGAGGGCAAUUGCAUAUACAAGUCCUGUAGAGAAUUCUAAUCUCACUGUUUUGGUGUCUGCUAGAGGUGGUUUUCAACAAAGGCCUAAGAAGAAUUUUAACCUAGUGUGUGACUACUGCAAGUACAAGGGGCAUACCAGAGAGAAUUGCUUCAAACUAGUUGGGUACCCUGCUGAUUUUAAACAUAAGAAGAAAGGAAAUGCAUUCCCUACAGCUAACUUUGUAGGAAACACUGGUGAUUCAGGAACACUAAUGCCUACUAAUGGAAGUCAUGAUGUAUUUUCAGCAGCUAAUUUUGCAGGUAAUAACAGUGGAGGAAACCAUGGGGAGAGGAGUCAAUCUCAGCCUCAUUCAGCAACUUCACCUCACUUAGCUCCUCACUCAGCACCAUAUUUUACUCCAGAACAGUAUCAACAAAUCCUACACAUGCUUGGUAAAGUAAAUGAAGAAGCAACAAGCUCUGCUCAACCAGCAGCAGCAGGUAUAUUUGCUUUUCUAUCCAGUAUAGUCGAUGAUAGGUGGAUAAUUGAUACUGGAGCUACUAACCAUAUGGUAGGGAAUUCUAAGCUGUUGACUAAAUUAGACAAGGAGUCUGGCUUGAAAAGUUGUAAUGUACAUCUUCCAAAUGGGAAUGUGGUACCAAUAUCAAAUACAGGAACAUCUAGCAUACUCAGAAAUCAGGAUAUACAAAAUGUGUUACACAUUCCUGACUUCAAGUUUAACCUUUUGUCUGUAUCAAAGCUGACAAAGGAACUGAAGUAUUGUGUGGCAUUCUUUCCUGAUUUUUGCCUAUUCCAGGACCUCUUCAGUGGGCAGGUAUACUUGGAUUUUUUGUUGAACAAUAAAGCUGAAACUUUUGUCACUUUGAAGCACUUUCUUGCCUUAGUGAAGAAUAGGUUUAAUUCCAAUGUUCAAACAUUAAGAACAGACAAUGGCUGUGAGUUUAUUAAUUCUCAGUUUGAUGAGUUGCUCAAGGAAUAUGGCAUUUUGCAUCAAAGUUCUUGUGUUUAUACACCUCAGCAAAAUGGUGUAGUAGAGAGGAAACACAGAUCUAUUCUAAAUGUAGCCAGAUCCUUAAGAUUUCAAGGUGCUAUGCCUCUGAAGUUCUAG